CGGAGCCGGGCGGGGCAGCAGUUCCUUUUCGGGCCUCGCUUGACGCGCAGACGGGCUCGGAGCCGCCGCCGAGGAAGACGCAGGAGCCCCCUUCGCCGCCGGAGCCACCCCCAAGGCCCAGAGCAGCCUCCAGAACCCGCCGACAGUCCCUCGCCCUGCCUGCUUGACUUCCAGCGCCAUGGCAUCUGGUGUCGCCGUCUCUGAUGCAGUCAUCAAGGUUUUCAAUGAGAUGAAGGUGCGCAAAGCUUCCAGCCCGGAGGAAGUGAAGAAGCGCAAGAAGGCUGUCAUUUUCUGCCUCAGCGAAGACAAGAAGACGAUCAUCCUGGAGGAGGGGAAGGAAAUCCUCGUGGGGCAAGUGGGCGACACCAUCGAAGACCCUUAUUUGCAUUUCAUCAAAAUGUUGCCUGAACACGACUGCCGCUACGCCCUCUAUGAUGCCACCUAUGAGACCAAGGAGAGCAAAAAGGAGGACCUUGUCUUCAUCUUCUGGGCGCCUGAAUGCGCACCCCUGAAGAGCAAAAUGAUCUACGCCAGUAGUAAGGAUGGCAUGAAGAAGACAUUACCAGGAGUCAAGCACGAGUGGCAAGCGAACUGUAUGGAGGAAGUGAAGGACCGCUGCGCCCUGGCAGAGAAGUUGGGCGGCACUUCCGUCAUCACCUUGGAGGGCAAGCCCUUGUGAGCCUCCCCUUCCCCACUGUCGUGCCAGCGUCUCCGGAGCUUCCAUGUCUAAUGACCCUGUGCUACCAUUUGGGGUUUUGUGGGUUGGGGUUUCCUUUAUAGUUACGUUCCAGUUUUCUACUUUUCUCCCCCCCCCCCCCCCCCCAAUUUCCCUCUGGUGCUCCCUCCUGUUUAUAAUAAUGAUAAUAAUGAAAAAUAUAGAAGCAGCCGCCCCCAACCUUUGCCGCUGCUGUUGAAACUUGCCAAACCAGCUCCAGCUCCUUCUCUCCUUCCUUUUUCCCAGCCUUCAUUCCCAGCCACAUUCCUUGGGGGGGGCUUCCAUUCCUCUUUUUCCCCAUUGGGACCAUCUCCGCUUCCUCCAUUCCACUCUUGAGCAGGGAUCCGCUCCUGGCCGAGGGCUUGGGCAGGGAGGGCAUUUGAGGCUCGGGGGGCUCACACAAGGCCCCCUAUUAAUUCCAGGAUUAGUCUUUAUCAUUCCCAGUGUGUAAAUUUUUUUUUAUCGGUUCCUCCCCCGUAUGUGUGUUUUUGGAAAAAACCAUGUGGAAUGGCAGCUGUGUUCUGGCCCCUCCCCUCCCCCGACCCCCCCUCCCCUUUAACUGCCGUAGUGGCUUUGUGCUUGUCUGUAAUAACUGUGUAUAAAUGAAAUAUUGUGGAGAAAGCUGCGCCCAUCUCAGUAUCAGGGGUGGAAUUAACAGCAACAACAAUGAAUCAUAAAUAAUGGAAGCAGCACCAAUGACCUUCAAUAAAAAAAAUAAUGCUA
Molecule: messenger RNA, 1438 nt
Organism: Anolis sagrei ordinatus
Lineage: Eukaryota; Metazoa; Chordata; Lepidosauria; Squamata; Anolidae
Gene: CFL1
Product: cofilin 1
Biological process (GO): mitotic cytokinesis; actin filament severing; actin filament fragmentation
Cellular component (GO): cytoplasm; actin cortical patch; actin cytoskeleton
Molecular function (GO): actin filament binding
Source: RefSeq, a predicted model, not a curated record